Molecule: messenger RNA, 2346 nt
Organism: Ascochyta rabiei
Lineage: Eukaryota; Fungi; Ascomycota; Dothideomycetes; Pleosporales; Didymellaceae
Exons: 12
Coding region: 1-1518 (505 amino acids)
Biological process (GO): transmembrane transport; monoatomic ion transport
Cellular component (GO): membrane
Molecular function (GO): monoatomic ion channel activity
Source: RefSeq, a predicted model, not a curated record
AUGUCGCUGCUAUCCGUGUCGAGAUGGCCGACUGACGAUGCUGGCAUACCUGAGAUUGACGGCGCGGAAAGUUUCGCAGACUUAGUAGACAAGCUAAGCCAAUACUUCGAUCGUACCAUCAAGCUUCCCCAUACCUUCGAAGACUUCCGCACCAGCCAACAUGGUCGUGCAUUGCAUCCUCUAAUAACCCACCUUUCGAAUCAGGUGCACCACCCCGCUCUGGUGUCCGCCCUAUUAGCCCUGAAAGGUCACUUCGAUGCUCUUGAGGAAUCGAGUGAUGAGCCAGGCGUCUAUCAAGCGAGAGGUUACGCCUGCGAAUUCGUGGCCUGGCAGUUUCUCAACAGCCUUACUGACCGCGAUGUCAUCGACUUCUUGCUACUCGAGUUGCCUUCCGCUCCAUAUUCCGACAGUGAAUCUGCCUCGAGUGCGGUCGAUCACUGCCACCAGAACGGUCAUAGCGCUGCUCGGUCUGGUGAACGUACACCUUUGCUUGACAUAGCCGAUGGUGACUAUUUUGGUACAAGGAGUGACGAUGCCGCGAAUCCGAGGUUUGGGUCACUCAAAAGUCGUUGCGAAAAUCUUUCUGCGCUUGAGAUAGCGGCAGUAGGUGGUGCUAAGAAGUUUCUGAGCCAGCGCCCAAUACAAAAAGUCAUCAAUGGAUUGUGGCGCGGCGAUAUCGUCUUUUGGGAGACGCUCAGCGUUAACUCCGUAAAACGACCCAGGAAGUAUAACCGCAAACAGGCUGAUCCAUUCUCACGUUUGCGUGUUCCUCGAUACUUGAAGAUCUUCGAGACGCUCUUUUUUGCAAUCUUCUUGGCUCUCUAUUACGCAGUACUGGUACGUCGUGAUCAAGACAAAGUCACCGUACCCGAAAUCAUGCUGUACCUGUGGAUAGCGAGUUUCGCUUACGAUGAAUUUGCGGAUUAUUUCGAUGCAGGACAGACAAGUUUCUAUGUAUCGGAUUUCUGGUGGACAUGGGACAUCAGCAUUGUCGUCGUUGCCAUGGCUUUCUGUACACUGAGAAUAGUGGGCUUGACAAACGGCGACAAAGAUACCAUUGAUCUCGCCUACGACGUUCUUGGUCUGGAGGCGCUGUUCCUUGUACCACGCAUAUUUUCUCUUCUGAGCUUGAACCCCUACUUCGGCACUCUGAUUCCUUGCCUAAAAGAAAUGACGAAAGACUUUGUCAAAUUCCUGUCACUUGUCUUGAUACUAUACCUAGGCUUUCUUACUACUUUUGUCCUACUGGCUCGUGAUCACUUUAAACCACAGGAGAUGAGCUGGAUCCUGAUCAAAGUCUUUUUUGGAUCUAGCUACCUCGGCUUUGAUGUCGCCCAGGAAAUAUCGCCGUUCUUCGGGCCUCCGGUUAUGCUCAUAUUCAUCAUUCUGACAAACAUACUUCUCAUUACCAGUUUGAUUUCUCUUCUGAGUAAUUCACUAAGCAAGAUUUUGGAGCAUGCACGCGACGAGUAUCUCUUCAUGUUAGUGCGCCGCCCAAAGUUGUUCUAUACUUUCUAACCAUAGUGCACGAUCAGCUACUCGGUCUACGUCCUUGAAGCAUCAUCUUCAAAUCGAUUGACGUACUUCCUGCCACCACUUGUAAGUGUACUGCCUCUUUCUGCUAUUCUUGGUGCUGUGAAACGUGCUUUAAGCGCUGGGCCGCGAAAGAGGCCGAGGACAUAGCCUCUCUCAUCCCACAGAACAUGAGGUCUUUUAUCCAAGUCCUACAGAGCCAACGGGCUCUGGCGAGUGUAUAGUUUGGUGAACGGCGUCUUGCGGAUGCAUCAUUAGAACAAAGUGAUAAGCCUCACGCUGCCGCCCAGGCUCUCUUGAGCAAGUGGGCCUGUCGGCCAGAAUCGUGUUAUCACGAGAGCUCUACUUGCAGAUGAGUCCAAAGCUGACGGUCCCUAGAACCUGAUUCCACUCUGCACACGGCCUUUCAGGCUCAUUCUGCCGUCGGAACAGCUGAGAAGUGCACGCAUCGUACUUCUAAAGGCGACGCACCUACCAUUCGUAGGCAUUAUUUGGGCUUACGAACAGCUCGACGUUUAUCGUAAGCGUGACGUAGGGCUCAUGUCCUUCAGUGGUCCGCAAACCCCUACAGUGACGAAAAGACCUCCGCGGCUGGCGGUGAAUUCGCCCCGUCUGCUGAGAGCAGAUACUCAGGCGACAUCUAGCACGGCAGGAAGAGCGCAGUUCACAGGCCUACCUCAGUCAGAAACAGGGCUGGCAGACCCAGAUGCACAACUCAGAACCCUCGUCAUCAACCUCACCACCCAGGUUGACGCACUAACGGCUAUUGUUUGCCAGCUUCAGGAACAGCGGGAAGCGAGCGAGGUCGCUUGA